Penicillium atrosanguineum is the source of this 1089-nucleotide messenger RNA. RefSeq names its product Siderochrome iron transporter 2. Lineage: Eukaryota; Fungi; Ascomycota; Eurotiomycetes; Eurotiales; Aspergillaceae. The transcript is spliced from 5 exons. The record is from RefSeq and is a predicted model, not a curated record. The coding region runs from base 1 to 1089 and encodes 362 amino acids.
AUGGCAUCCAACGCGCAGAAUCGGAUUAUCGUCGUGCUUGGGUCUACAGGACACCAAGGCAGAGGUGUAGUGAGUUCUCUUUUAAGUGAUAGCGCACGGGAACUGUGGAACGUCCGCGCUGUCACCAGGGAUGUCAACUCCGUCUCAGCUCAACGUCUUUUGAAUGAUUUUCAAACCCCUGACCACCGUCUGAGCCUUAUCACUGGAGACUUCUUUGAUGAAGAGAGUCUUCAGGUCGCCUUCUCCGGGGCUUAUGGUGUCUUUGCGGUGACGAGCGAGACUAAUUCAAGAACGAUUGAACACGAAGAUGACCUGAAGCAGGAGCUCGAAAGCGGGAAGAAUAUUAUUUCUGCCGCAAAGAUUUGCCGCAUUCAGCACUUUGUUCUUAGUAGCUUGCCAGAUAUGAAACGAGCGACUUCAGGUCGCUUUGAUAAGCUUUUCCACAUGGAUCAUAAGUUUAUUAUUGAGCAAUUGGCGAAGCAAGACCUAUCUGCGGUCACUUGCCUUCUUCCUGGUCUCUUCUUUACCAAUCUGGAUUGGUCGCAUUAUUGUCGAAGAGAAGCAAAUGGGGUCGUUCGUUUUUGUCCUCCGAUUCCGUCGACAAAAUUAGUUGAAUGGGUUGAUCCUGUUUAUGAUAUGGGUAUUUUCGCUGCAGUCGUUUCCGCUAAGGAAGACCUGAUACCUUAUCCUAUGCCUUGCGAUGAGAGACUGAGAGAAAGUCUCUCAGAGGUAUUUGCUUUAGGCAUUGUGAAAACAAAGAACAAAAAUUAUGUCUGCUGCAGUCCGAAAUUACGGAUGGACGAAUUUGCCUCCACCUUUACUCGGGUCACUGGCCAGCCAGCGAUUUAUUCCCCAAUUUCGAUCGAUGAGUGGGCUGGUUUGGCUUCUAGAGCGGUAGGAAACGGAUUUAAGGAGGAUAUUCGCCAAAUGAUGGAAUGGAUUUCGAUAGCGCCAGAGGACAAGAUUUGCUACGGGGCUCUUGAUCCAGCCGAAGACUCUUCUUGGGAGGAUCUCCACCUACAAGCUAGUACUUUCGAAGAUUGGUUGAGACGUUCUGGUUGGAGAGGACCUCCAGAGGGAAUUCCGUGA